GUGACAAACUUUCGUUCGUGGUUUAUGAUGAAUCGUACGUUAUUUGUCUCCAAUUCUGGAAUUUAGUCGCUAAAUAUAAAUUAUAUUGUAGUUUUAGUAUAUAAUUGUUACCAGUGAACAGUUUCGUAAAGAUUUAUAAAUAGUUAGAUGAAGAAUAAAGUGAUUUAGAACCGUUGGACAAAAAUGUUAUUGUGUGCUAAGUUUCAUAAUGGCGGCCCGUCGCGUCCCCCGCGCCUCCAUUUCGAUGACAGUCGAAUUAUGACAAUGCCGAUAAGCAAAGUUUAGAAAUGCUGUGUUUUUGUAGAUAAUUUAGUGAAAGUUUAUAGUGUUGUAGAUUGUGAGGACUGAAAAUGAAUCCUGAGCACCACAAUAUCAAUACGGGUGGUGGCCAACCUCCUGGGAAUUCCGAGUCGCAGAAUCAGAGGGUUCAGGCGGCUCAGCAACAACAGCAGAACAAUCUGACUCCUACGACAUCUGCCACGGAUCUGCGAGUGAACACUGCGGCAGUUAACGUUGCUUUGUCUAGUGUCGCCAAGUAUUGGGUAUUUACAAAUUUGUUCCCCGGGCCGGUGUCCGUGUAUGGAUUGCCUGCGGGAACCAGAAUCGAAAACGGAAAACCUGUACAGGACCUUGGACAAACUCAUGCAAGUAUACUGAAUGGUGACCCCAACAUAAUUUUGGGACACCAUGCUGGGCAGGCUCAAGUGGCUGUCUCCGCUGCGGGGACACAGCAGAUCCCUGUCUCCCAGAUUAUUGCACAAACACAAUCGGGACAGACCCAUGAAGUUCCUCUGGUGGGACACAGUCAGCAGCAAGAGCUGUCAGUGCAACAAGCCGGGGGAGCUACACAGGUCACGGUCAGCUCCAACCAGCAAACUCAUCAGCAGGUACCCAAUAACCGGGUCGAGUUUGUACAACACCAUAACAUUGAUAUGGGUCACCACUCGCAACAACACAUAAUGCAGCAGCAGUUGAUGGCUGCUGCCCGCCCUGAACACACCAAUCAACAGAUCCAGUUGACAGUGAGUGAAGAUGGGAUUGUGACCGUUGUGGAGCCAGGUGGUGGGAAACUGGUGGACAAAGACGAGCUUCAUGAAGCCAUCAAGAUGCCUGGCACGGACCACACAUUGACUGUGCAUCAGCUUCAGCAGAUUGUUGGGCAGCAGGUGUUAGACAGCGUGGUUCGCAUCGAGCAAGCGACGGGCGAGCCAGCGAACAUUCUCGUGACUCACAACCCCGACGGCACCACCUCCAUAGAAGCCAGCGCCGCUGAUCCCCUCAUCGUCAAGGAUGAGAAGAGUGCCGGCAAGAUUGAGACUGCACAGUUCGCAAUACCAGCCGAGAUCAAAGAUAUUAAAGGGAUAGAUUUGAAGAGUGUCGGCGCAAUGGGCAUGGAGGGUGCCGUAGUGAAGAUCUCCGCCGGCGCGUCGGAGCACGACUUGCACGCGAUGUAUAAAGUCAACGUGGAGGACUUGUCGCAACUGCUCGCGUAUCAUGAAGUAUUCGGGAAACUCAACGCUGAAGGUCAACCACAGACUAAACAAGUGAUAACAGAAGUGGAAGUGGAAGCAGGCACGAGCGCCGCGAUGCCCGAAGACUCGUCACCUGGCCACCACUCGUGCGACCUCUGCGGCAAGAUAUUCCAGUUCCGUUACCAGCUGAUCGUUCACAGGCGGUACCACGGCGAAAGUAAGCCAUUCACCUGCCAAGUCUGCGGAUCGGCGUUCGCCAACCCUGUAGAGUUAUCUAGACACGGGAAAUGUCAUCUUGCGACGGGCGACCAGGCGGAGAGGCACGGGAAGAGGAUGACUCAAGACAAGCCAUACGCAUGCACCACUUGCCAUAAAACGUUCUCCCGUAAGGAGCAUCUGGACAACCACGUCCGCAGCCAUACCGGCGAGACGCCAUACAGAUGCCAGUUUUGCGCGAAGACGUUUACGCGCAAGGAGCACAUGGUAAACCACGUCCGGAAACACACGGGCGAGACUCCUCACCGCUGCGAUAUCUGUAAGAAGAGCUUCACGCGCAAAGAGCACUUCAUGAACCACGUUAUGUGGCACACAGGUGAAACACCGCAUCAUUGUCAAAUAUGUGGCAAGAAGUAUACUAGGAAGGAGCAUUUAGUGAAUCAUAUGCGGUCGCAUACGAACGAUACCCCGUUCCGCUGCACGCUCUGUGGCAAGUCCUUCACGAGAAAGGAACACUUCACCAACCACAUACUGUGGCAUACGGGAGAGACGCCACAUCGCUGCGACUUCUGUUCUAAAACAUUUACCCGCAAGGAGCACCUACUGAACCACGUGAGGCAGCACACGGGCGAGUCGCCGCACCGCUGCAACUUCUGUUCCAAGUCGUUCACGCGGCGCGAGCAUCUCGUCAACCACGUGCGACAACACACCGGGGAGACGCCCUUCCAAUGCGGGUACUGCCCCAAGGCGUUCACGAGGAAGGACCAUCUCGUGAACCACGUGCGUCAACACACGGGUGAAUCCCCGCACAAGUGCACGUAUUGCACGAAGUCCUUCACCCGCAAAGAACACCUGACGAACCACGUGAGGCAGCACACCGGCGAGUCGCCGCAUCGCUGCUCAUUCUGCGCCAAGUCAUUCACCAGGAAGGAGCAUCUCACUAACCAUAUCAGACAACACACUGGGGAGACUCCACACAAGUGCACGUACUGCCCUCGAGCGUUCUCGCGCAAGGAGCAUCUCAACAACCACGUGCGCCAACAUACCGGGGAUACGCCGCACACCUGCGGGUAUUGCAACAAGAGCUUCACGCGCAAAGAACACCUCGUCAACCAUGUCCGACAACACACGGGCGAAACUCCGUUCAAGUGCACGUAUUGUGCGAAGUCGUUCUCGCGGAAGGAACACCUGACCAACCACAUCCACCUUCAUACUGGGGAGACGCCACACAAGUGCCCGUUCUGCACCAAAACCUUCUCCCGAAAGGAGCAUCUCACCAACCAUGUCAGAAUACACACGGGCGAGUCGCCGCAUCGGUGCGAGUUCUGUCAGAAGACAUUCACUCGCAAGGAGCAUCUCACGAAUCACCUUAAGCAGCAUACUGGUGACACGCCGCACGCCUGCAAGGUCUGCUCCAAACCCUUCACGAGAAAGGAACACCUUAUCACGCAUAUGAGAUCACACAGUUGCGGCGAGCGACCCUACAGCUGCGGCGAGUGCGGGAAGUCUUUCCCCCUGAAAGGAAACUUGCUGUUCCACGAGCGAUCUCACAACAAAGGUGGCGGCGGCGCGCGCCCAUUCCGAUGCGAUAUCUGCUCUAAAGACUUCAUGUGUAAAGGACACUUGGUGACUCAUCGACGCACGCAUACGGAUGCAGUUGAGUCUGGCGAACCUCCCGCGGACGGCGAAGACUGCGGCGACGGUGUGAAAUGUGAAAAGGAGCCCGUGGAACGUAAACCCGAUAUCAGGACGUCGACGGAAAGCAGGCCGCAAGCAGAGCAGCAAGCUAACGUCGCACAACAUCAACAGAACACGCCACAAACUACAGUCAUGCAAAUUACUAGCCAGCAAGUCCGCACGGCUGUGCCGACGAGUAGCGGCGGCGUGACGGGCACGUUCACGCACACGACGGGCGCGCAGCACCACGCCGGUGCGGCCAUCGCCCACCACCCCGUCACUGUCAACUACUAGCAUACGCCCCCUGCUCGCGAGCAGAGCUGCGUCGUGUAUGCGCCCAGCUGAUGGUCAGCCGACGAUCUUGCAGAUACCUUCGAACCAACAUACGGGUUAAUCGACGAAUAAGCCAUACAUCGGCACAGACGACAUGUGUGUUGGUGCUGGCAUGCACAUCCAGUGCAGUUUCAUCCAAAAGUGAUUUUACCAAGGAUAUUCCUCAAGUGUGAGACAGGACAACUGACAGUCAUUUACUUAGAGUAUUGGUCAAUUUUACCAUGUAAUAUUAGUAAUUUAUUGGCCAAAAUCUUAAUCUUCAUCUUACUUCUCUGCGGGCAGUAGUCGAAAAUGUAAAUUAAGUGUUGACUUUUAGCAGGUCGAGUUAUUGUUAUUAAAUUAAUUUUGACCUUCGGUGAUCCCAAUAUUACUGAUGAGCCAUGACUUGUACAUUUGUUUAAAUAUAUUUUAAACCAUAAUGAUAUCCUGUGAAAAACGGGAUAGAGGGGUGAUGAACAAUGUUGUAUGUCACAUUAUUUCUACAAGUUUUGAACCGAUAGAAGUGGUUACCAAGUUAACACUUAGACUCUUUAUAUGUUGUACAUAGAAUCGUGGAUUUUAUAUUUUCUUGAUUUUGUGUUUUAUAAAAAUAAUGGGUAUAUUCUAAUAUUGGCUUUUUCCAGAUUUUACAUUUUGCAACAUUCCUUUACCGCUACUUAUCCUUUUUGAAUUCUGUCUGUAAUUAUAAUAUUGUGGUAAAUGUUCCUUGUGAUAAUUUUCUAAUUGUUCUUUAAUGGAGUAAAUGCCCUACCAAAUUCGGCCCACUUUUUGAAGAGUUCAUACAGUGGGAAUUUGACAUAUAAAACAGGGACCAUAUAGAAGCGAGUGUAUAAAAAUAACAAAAGUAUGAUUCUCGUGAGGUUUCCCAGGGAAUAAAACUCUGAAUAUAAAAUUAAUGAAGAUUAAAAAGGGCGUUCAUAAAUGUUUUGCCCCAAUAUAUUAUUCUCCAGCUUAGAUAUGUGUAGUUAUUCUUUGCCAUGUAUGUACAGUACAAGUGUGAUAAAUGGAUAAAAUUAUAAUAUUUGUAUAGAAGAUUUAUGUUGGUGACUGUAUUGCUUAGCUUAGUAAAACCAACAGCAAGGGAAGUGGUGUUAUAAUCACUUCCGUGAACAUUGUAACACAGCUUGUAAAACUUAAAUAGCUUGUAUUUACUUGUAUAUAGAUAGUUAUAAUCUAUAGAUGUACCCUAUAGAAUCUAAGAUUAAGAUAUAUUAGCGGUUUGAUUGUCAAGGUAUAUGUUACGAUAAUGAGCAAAAGCUUACGAUUCUGAAUCGUAUCAUGUAGUAUUUUUUUUCUUUUUCUAAGGUGCGAUGACUCAUUGAGAUAAUCGGUAUCAAAGCCAAUGGUUACUUAUCUUCAAUGGUGCCACGCUAUUUAUAUUUUAUAGUAAAUCUAAAUCUUUAGACACAGUGGAUGUACUAAAAUCUAACUUAUGUUCAGUAAUUUGAUAUGAGAUUAAAAAAUUUAAAGAUA
Pectinophora gossypiella (pink bollworm) is the source of this 5171-nucleotide messenger RNA. Its product is annotated as zinc finger protein 271-like. The transcript has 21 exons. Lineage: Eukaryota; Metazoa; Arthropoda; Insecta; Lepidoptera; Gelechiidae. Bases 351 to 3659 code for a protein of 1102 amino acids. Gene Ontology annotation, biological process: regulation of transcription by RNA polymerase II. Gene Ontology annotation, molecular function: RNA polymerase II cis-regulatory region sequence-specific DNA binding; DNA-binding transcription factor activity. The record is from RefSeq and is a predicted model, not a curated record.